This is a messenger RNA of Solanum dulcamara, 1033 nucleotides long. RefSeq names its product ras-related protein Rab11D. Bases 119 to 787 code for a protein of 222 amino acids. NCBI's taxonomy places the organism in Eukaryota, Viridiplantae, Streptophyta, Magnoliopsida, Solanales, Solanaceae. Gene Ontology annotation, cellular component: endosome. The record is from RefSeq and is a predicted model, not a curated record. The transcript is spliced from 2 exons. Gene Ontology annotation, molecular function: GTPase activity; GTP binding.
AAUAAAGACAGGGGUCCAGCAAAGACUAAGCAAAGAUCUUCAUCUCCUCUGUUUCCACCCCUCACCCACCACGCCUCUCUCCCUUCCAUUUUCAGCUGCUGAUUUUGCAGAGAAAUCAAUGGCGAGUGGUUAUGGGGAUUCGAGCCAGAAGAUAGAUUAUGUAUUCAAAGUGGUGUUAAUCGGUGAUUCAGCUGUAGGGAAGUCUCAGAUACUAGCUAGAUUUGCUCGUAACGAAUUUAGCCUCGAUUCUAAAGCAACAAUUGGGGUUGAAUUCCAGACACGAACACUUGUGAUACAGCACAAGUCUGUUAAAGCUCAGAUCUGGGAUACUGCUGGUCAAGAACGAUAUAGAGCUGUCACAAGCGCAUACUACAGGGGAGCUGUUGGAGCUAUGUUAGUUUAUGACAUAACAAAACGCCAAACAUUUGAUCACAUACCCCGUUGGCUGGAAGAGUUGCGCGCACAUGCUGAUAGGAAUAUCGUGAUCAUUCUGAUCGGAAACAAAACAGAUCUCAAAGACCAACGAGCUGUCCCUACCGAGGAUGCUAUGGAGUUUGCUCAGAAAGAAGGAUUGUUUUUCUUAGAGACUUCUGCAUUGGAAGCGACAAACGUGGAGGAUGCAUUCUCAACUGUGUUGACAGAGAUCUUCAACAUCGUAAACAAGAAGAAUCUUGCUGCAGAUGAGAAUCAGUCUAAUGGGAAUCCUGCAUCUUUAUCUGGGAAGAAGAUUCUUGUACCUGGUCCUGCACAAGUCAUCCCAGAAAAGAAAGCAUGUUGUAGAUCUUGAAAUAUCGGGAUUCGGCGUUUCUUUAACUUUUUCAGGUGAAAAUUUUUGAGUAUUAAAGCUUCAUAGUUUCACUGAGAGUAAUUCUUGAAAAUUUCAUGUAUUUGGUUGUAAAUUCAUUUUGUUUUUGUGAUGUUUUUUAAUGAAAGGAAAUGUUUAGAUUGUUCUCUGUGUGGAAUGAGGACUGAGGACAACAGCAGCAGAGUAUAUGUGCUUUUACAAGUUAUAAUAUGUUUGUUGUUAGCUUCA